Messenger RNA from Dentiscutata heterogama, 1400 nucleotides. The record is from the annotation of a GenBank genome assembly. Lineage: Eukaryota; Fungi; Glomeromycota; Glomeromycetes; Diversisporales; Gigasporaceae.
AUUCAAUUGAAAAAAUUUUGGAUAUACAACAUGAUGGAAAUGAAAAUGAUAGAAUUAAAUUGGUUUCCGAAGAAUUACUCAAAAUAUUUCUUAAUCAAAAUUCCCAUCUAAAAUCUCUUGACUUUAGUUAUCAAAAAUUGUCAGGAAUUAUUAUUUCUCAUUUAGAUAAAAGAAUUAUCGAUUUUCCUUUAGAGAUCAGUUUGGGCAAUACACCGUCCAAAUUUCUUUCAUCAUUAGCAGCAAUCACUUUGGAACUUCAAAGCUUAAAUAUUUAUGAUGGAGAAGAUUCACAUGGAAUUAUUAAUCUUAUCAAUACACAAAAAAACCUUAAAGAAAUUGAUAUUCAUAUAUGUCGGGACAUUCCUAGGAUAAUUUCAGUGCUUAGUAAUAAAUCUAAAACUUUUCAAAAAUUUGCAUUAAGUGCUCGUAAUGCAUAUAUUUCUAUUGGACUUCCAUCACUUUCAGAUUGUCUAGAAAUAUUAUGUAAUUCAUCAGAUCUUGAAGAAUUAACAUUAAUUUUUCCACGAGGAGCGCUUGCACAAGCACAAUGGUUGAUUCGACGACAUGCAGCACAAAUGCGACUAAGAUUACAACAGCAACAAACGAGAACAUUACAAUUUUUAAAUCAAACUAUUCGAGCGCAUAGACAAAACUUUCCUCAUCAAAGUCAUCAAAGAACAUCGACUCAUAGACGAAAUCGAGCGAUGUCUCAGACACUUCAAGGAUCACUACAAAAUCCAUUUCUUAUAACUAGUCCAAGACCUAUACCUAUAAGAACGACACAACAUCAGGAGAAUAAUCGUCAAUCGAACACAUUUGUUACACAACCACCACAUCAGAUCCUUUUUGCAAAUUCAGGACCUACAAAACUUCGAAAGCUUAUGAUUACUUAUCAUUUAUCGCACUAUAUUCAAUCAUUUGUGUCAUUAAUUCAAAAUACUAAAGGAACUCUUGAAAUUAUCAAGUUAGAUAUUACAAAUGCUUUAGAUCCACAUAUCUAUCCAACAUUAUUUUCGACAAUUGUGAAUAAUUGUCCAAAUUUGACAUUUAUUCACUUGUAUAUUCCCAAUGAAUCACUUUUUGAACUUACACAAUUAUUUAGGAAAUGUUUAAAAUUAGAAGAUAUUUACUUAUUUGGAGACCAAAGUAAUUCUAUUGAUAUCAGUCCAUUCCUUGAAGAAAUGAGUACGAUAGUACCUAUUGGUUUAAGAAAAUUAGAAUUGGGAAUAUCUUGGAAUUACUCAGUAGAUGCGCUUAGAUCCUUUUUAGGUUCUUGUUUGAUUAGAUUAAAAUUUAAACCAUGUAAAUUUUAUCAUGGUGAUUUAUCUGAUGAAAUUGAUAAUUUAUUUCAAUUUUAUCAAAUAAUCGGUGUUAUUCAACCUGAAAGAAGAUUUUAUUGA